Nasonia vitripennis (jewel wasp) is the source of this 9221-nucleotide messenger RNA. Its product is annotated as protein PFC0760c. The record is from RefSeq and is a predicted model, not a curated record. Bases 169 to 8034 code for a protein of 2621 amino acids. The transcript has 5 exons. Lineage: Eukaryota; Metazoa; Arthropoda; Insecta; Hymenoptera; Pteromalidae.
UCCGAAACCGAAAGGCGAGAUAGAGCGCGGGAUACCGGCGUGAUGGUAGUUGCAGAUUGAAUGCUUGGGCGACACGUGCUUUUUUUACCUCUGACCUUUUGAUCGCGUUUAUCUGGCCCGUUUGAUUGAUAUAUUGCGCUGCGCGAAUUUUGGGGCUUAAUCACGAAGAUGCCGCGCCUCGUUCGCGAUUCCGACGAGGACGUCGAGACGAAAAGCGUUGUUCGAAGAACUCGAGCUUCUUCUGCUGCGAGUUCUAUCACAGAUUCUCCACGACGAGCUACUAGGAGCAACAAGCAGCUCUCCGUUAUAGAGUCAUCACCUGAAUCGUUAGAUGACAGCAAUGUUCAGCGGACAGGCCGUGCAACACGUAGCCGAACUGCUACCUUAGAUAAGACAGCACCUACUACAACAAAGAACUUGAGGUCUAGGAAGAACUCAGCUUCAUCUGAUCUGAGUGAAUCAGUGGUUGAGGUUGAAUCUGAGGUUACACAGAAGAGGCUCACACGGAAAAAUACAUCAGCAUUACCUGCUGUUGGGACUCCGACUAAGGCUAAUCUCAGAAGCCGAAGCAUCAGAGCAGGCUCUGAAGCAAAAUCAACUCCUCCACCAACAAGGAGUAAACGGGUAACUAGGGCUAGUUCGGUUGACCCUAUAAGUCUCAAUGAAUCAACGGGAACACCAGUAAAGCGACGCACAAGAGCAUCUAUGGUGCCAAUGCAACCAACUGUAACAGAGGAACAAGAAGCUAAAAAUAAAGCAUACAAGAGUUUAGAUAAUACUGUCGCAGAGGUUGAUGAGGAUGAUUCCGAAAGCGUAAGGAUAUCGAAAAAAGAAAAGUCCGCCAAGAAGUCCAAAACUGCCAAAGAAGCUGAGGAAGAUACGAGUAUUGUUAAUGAAUCUAUUAAUAAUUCCAAAAAGUCUACAACGGAACCAUCUAACAAAAUGGAGGAUAGCUUGAUUGAUAAAUCAAGUGCCUCUAAUAAUACAGUUGAAGAAUCAACAAUUAAAUCUUUUGCGAUUCAUUCCCUUGAUAACACAAUAGCGUCUUCUACGUUGAAAACUACAUUUAGCGAAACAGUCAUUCUAGAAUCAUCAAAACAUGAAAAUCUUGUGAAAAAACUAAACAAUUUAUCUAACGUGAUCGACAAAGUAGACUCUUUUAUUACUGAAAGUAAUAUUGAACUUUUGAAUACUGACUCCAAAUUUAACGACGAUGAAUGCGAAAUUAUUGAUGUAGAAAAUUCAACCGAAUCAACUUUGACAGAUGAGUUAUUUGUUCAUGUUGAUAAUAUCGAAAAAGACAAAAAUAAAGUAGCUUCAGAUAAUUUCAAAGUAGAUAUUAAAGAUUCUUACGUUAAAUUAAAUCGGACUAGUAUGAUUGAAAAAAUAUUGAUCGAAAGAGUUGAUGAAAUUAAAAGCAAUGCAGAAAAUUUUGAAUUAAAUAGUAGUAAUAAUGUAAGUCAAAAUAGUGUGAUAACGAACGCAAAGACUGCAAUAGUUUUAGUAAAUGAUUUUGUUAAAAGCAAUGAAAACCUUACGGUAGCACUCUCUGAUACAGAAAAUAAUUCGUCAACAUCUAACGAUUUAAAAGAUAAUAUUAACCUUGAUGUAAAUAACAAAAACGUGUCAGCUCCUGUAGAUGAGAGUCAAACUGAUAAGUUAAGUUUAGAUAAUGAUAAAAUUAAUAUACAUGAUCAUGAAAAAGAAAACUCGAUUUAUACUAAUGAAAGCGAAAGUAAUAGCGAAAUAGAAGUUUGUUUACCAUCAAUUAUAAAUGUCAUUGACGAUAAUUUAGAAAAAUCAAUUUCGUCAGAAAAUCCCGUUUCUGAUGAUGCGAAUUCGAUUUCUACAAUAAAAAAUAUUAGCAUUAAAGAAAGUUCCGUGAUUUUGAACGAUCUUAACAAUGAUAAUAAAUAUUCUACUAUGAUUAAAAAUCAGUCAGAAAAUUGCAUUGGUCAAGAGAAUAAAAAAGUCGAUAAUUGCGAAAUCGCAAAUACGUGUGACGAUAAAAACGAUGAAUCAAUGCCUGUAAACAAAAAUAACGAUGAAAUUGAUAAUUUGAUUCUUAUAGAUGAAGAUAACGAUGAAGAAGCAGACCAUUUUAUGGAUGUGGAUUCGUCUAAUAACGAAUUUAAAAACGCUCCAUUUGUCCAUGCAAACAAUGAUGAAUUAAAAACUUCUAUUUCUACGAAUCAGAAUAAUUUUAUCGAAACUUCGGCUACGGAUACGCAAUAUAUAAAUAAUUUACGAAAUUCGUUUAGUGAAAAUAAGAGUACUGACGGAUCGGAAAUUUUAAUUCUUAUUGAUGAAGAUAGUAAUGAGGCAGAAAAUGUCGAAUCAAUGGAUGUAUCCGAUAAUGAUAUAAAAAGUUCGUUUAAUUUCUCUAAACACCACGGUGAAUCGGAAAAUUCGACUGUGCAUGAAGAAAUUUUUGCUAAUUCCUGUAAUAAUGAAUAUAAAAAUGAUGAAUUGAAAAACUCUAUUGAUGAGAAAAUUUAUAAGAGCGAAAAAUCUUCAACAAUUGCUCUAUCUAAUGAUCAUUUAGACAAUUUAAUCAUAAAAACAAACGCUAAAGAAGAUGAUGAAAUAAAAGACUCGAUUUCUAUUAAACAAAUCAAUGACGUCGAUGAAAUAAAUUCGGUAUCCACGGUAAAUAAAAAAGAAAAUAUUGCGGAUGUAAAGAAAUUCGAUGAUUCGGUAACUUUAAAUGAAAACGUUGACUACAAAGAAACCUGUAUAAUUAUUGAUGAAUUAAGCAAUGAAAUAAAAAGUGUAGUUUCUGAAAAUAACGAGAAUGAAAAUCCUCUAGCCACAAAUCCACUCGAUAAUGUCACUGAAAAUCUAAUACUUCCAGGUGAAGACGAUAAGCUCAACGAAACGCCUGUAGUCAAAGAUGAAGUAGAAAAUUCCGUAUCUACGGUUAAUGAAAUUGAAAACAUUACGGAUCAAAAUAGAUUUGACAAUGUGACUGAAAAUUCUAUACCUUUGAAUGAAAUAACCAACCAAAUAGAUACACCCGCAAUUGUUGAUGCAUCUAUAAAUGAAAUAAAAGAUUCGGAAAAUCUUCCCUCUUCAGACGUAUGCGAUAAUGCAAUUGAGAAUGUUAUACCUUCAAAUAAUGAGAAUGAUAAAAAUGUUGAAGCACUUGUAUUCGUAGACGUAUGCAACGACGAGACAAACAAUUCAGAUUCGACGACGAUCAAUAAUAUAGAAAAGCUCGCGGCUAAAAAUUCCUUCGAUAACGCGACAGAAACUUCUGAAUGUGUUUCUGAAAUUUGUAGUUCUAUAGAUGCUCGCGAUCCUCUAGACAAUUCUGAGGACACCAACGACACAGACAAAGAUUCCACUACUAUUAGCGUAGUCAAUGUAGAAAUGAAUACGCCAAUGUCCAUCGAUGAAGGCAACUGCGACACUUGUCCUAAUCAAACUCCUGAAAUUACAGAACCUGUUUCUACGGAUCAAAUUAGUAACGAGAUAACAGAUACAAAUGAAAAUACCGAUAAUACAAGCGCCACAACUGUAGAAACUGUAGAAGUAGAAAUUGAUCAAAACAGUGUUGAACCUGUACCCGAAAAAGGCGCAAACAAUGUUGAUAACGGAGCAACGUUGGAACCAAUGGAUAUUCCUUUGAACAAUUCUAACAGAAAUGACGAAAUCCAAAACAUUGAGACAAAUUCCGAAACUAACCAAAUUCAACCUAAAUUGUGUGAAGUGGAUAAAAAUAGUCUAUCUUCUGCUGUUACAGACGCUGAUGGGGAUAACGCGUCUUCGCCUGAAAAAGCAGAUCAAACCGAGGAUGAUAGCGCUAAAGACAGUUCACCAGAUAAAUCUACGAAGGAGCAGAAAGAAGACAAAGAAAAACGCAGAAGCAAGUCAUCCCUAAGCGAAUCCGAGGAUAACGUUGAGAAUUUCUUCCAUGACGUUUUACCUGAAGAAUAUUCGACUGAAAAAUCCACAAAUGAAAUGUCCAAGUCUGGAACUCUUGAUGGAUCUGAGGAACAGGACAAAUCAGCUAAUGAUUCCGCUGAAGGCAAACAGACAAGGAAGACUAGAAGAUCCCUGAAUAAGUCUCAGGAACUGGAUAACAGUAACGCCAACGAUACGGCAAGUCAAGGGUCGAAUGAUUCGUUAUCAAAGAAGAAUCGCAACAAGUCAUUGGUAGACUAUGACGAUUCGGGAUCGCAAGAUUCUAUUAAUAAAACAGUUAUUGAGAAUGCCGACGUCAGCGACGAACUUUCAAGCAAGUCUCCUAACAAGAGUCGUCGGUCUGCUGACAAGUCUUCAGAGCUGAAUACGUCAUCCUCUAAGCAGAAGAAAGACGAAAGUAUUUCAGAAAAACUCUCAGACUCGGUGAGUGAAGAGAAAACUCCGAACAAGAGUCGCAAAUCUUUGGAUAAAUCAGUAAAAUUGAAUGAAUCUACAUCGGAGUCGAAGAAGAAUGAAAGCACAUCAGAAAAAUUAUCUACUUCUCUUAACAGUUCGAAAUCGUCUAAAAGGAAGAGUUUGGCUGAUACUUCGCGUAAAUCGUUGACGGAAAAUCAAACUGAAGAACUUGUUGAGGAUGAACCUAUGGAAGUAGAUGAACCUAUGGAGGUGGACGAGCCAAAUGAAUACGACAACGUGAAUGAAAAAUCUCUUAAUAAGAGUAGAAAAUCCCUCGAUAAUAGUCGACUUAACAAAUCUAAAAAUGAAAGCGUCUCUGAAAAGCUGUCUACUUCUCUUAAUGAUUCCAAGAAAAAUAAUCUGUCUCGCAGAUCUAUCGUGAAAGAUGAAGUUGACGAAGAUAUCAAGAAUGAGUCUCCAGCUAAAAAUCGUAAAUCAUUGGAAAAAGAUGUAUCACUACAAGAUGAAAACGUUUCUACGGCGGAAAGUUUAUCCUCUUCUUUGAACGAUUCCAAGAAAAGUAAAAGAUUAUCUCAAAAACUUCCAUCGCCGAAUCAGUCUUCUCGCAAGUCCUUAAUCAAGGUAGAAAGCGAAGAAAUAUUCUCUGAUAACGGACCAGAAGAAAAUCAGGAUGCUGAAACGUCUCUCAAUAAAUCUAAUAAGCGUUUAAGCAAAUCAUCUGCUAAUGGCGAGGCUGAUCUGUCUUUCAAAAACAAAGAUAAAUCCUUGCGUGAGACUUCGUUAAGAAAAUCGUUGAACAAAUCAACUGCUGUGUCAAAUGUCGCAGAAUCUUCGGACACAGAAACUGAAGAUAAAGAAAACAGCAAGAAGCUCAAUAAGUCUGCUAACAAAUCUCUGAAUGCUUCGAAAAAAGGUUUAAAGUCAGCAAACUCGUCAGUUACAAAUUCUCCCACUAAAGCUUCUAUAAUGGUAAACGGCGAAGAUCGUGAUGCAUCUGACUCUAAUAAAGAUAUAAAGAAGGAAAAACUAAUUGACUCUGAGUCCGACGAAGAUGUGAAUCUGCAACACAUAUUCGAACUCGACAGUGAGGCGACUGAGGAAUCGGAUGACGAGGUCAAAGAGGUCGACACUGUGGAGGCAAGCGAUGACGAAGACGAUCAGCACAAAAGCAUCGAUUCCGAUAUUGCUAGAGAAUAUAAUCUUGCUGGAAAAGACAUUAGCAAGUACUCAGACGAUGACGUACCUGGGGACGACUGUCUAGCAUCGGAAGAAGAAUUUUCGGAUCCUGAGGAUGAGGGCGAAGAUCUUGCAGAUUUUGUUGUACCUGAUGGGGAAGUCGAGGAAGAUGGGAGCGAGGAUGAAGACGGCGAAGCCACUGAAGAAGUAGGCGAUUCAGAGUCGGCUGAAGAAUUUGUAGAAACGAAUCAAAUAGAAGUCAAGAAAGAAAAAGGCAUCUACCUGUCAAAUUCGAUCAAGGAUAAGAGUAUAAAUGAUUCAAAGUCACUUAAAAACAAAAGUGCCAAUCUGUCGAAAUCACGGCUUCUAGAUAUUGCGGAUGCUGAGUCAGAUGAUGACGAUGACGAAGAAAAAGAAGCAGAAAACGAAGUUGCAGGUAACAAAUCGUUGAAAGACAAAAGUCUGAAAAAUAAGAGCAUGAAUAAUUCGAAAUCAGUCAAGGAAAAGAGUGUUAACCUUUCCAAGUCUAUUUUAUCGACAAGUAAAAGUGUUCUCAACAAUUCUAAAUCGGUUAAAAAUAAGAGCGUCAUUAUUACGGAAGAACAGCCAACAGAAGAAUCUGACUCAGAAGACGAACAAGUCAACCGGUCGAAGAAAUCGAAAAUCAAAGCGGAAGCUUCAUCGGAAUCUGAUUCCGAGUCUGAAAAGGGUGAAGACUCCUACCGCAUAAUAACAACUAAUCCAAUAAAUCCGGAUAAGCCCAAGAUUCAAAAUAAGAAAUUAGGUCACUUAAUCGAAUGCAGCACGCCGAAACCUGGCAUCACCAAGAAGAAUACAGAUAGUUUUGUCGACAAGAACAACAGUUUAUCUAUUCUAACCAAUAAAUCCUCUGUUUCUACAAGGCGAAAGUCUGGCAGCUUAGAUAAUCUGACAGACACGAAAUUGAUUAAUAGUCGCCUUAGCGUCGGAAGCACCAAGGCUCAUGAGAGCUCUAAGAUACAAAACGAUGUCGACAUAGUCGAUACGCCCGAAGCUGUUCUGGUUAAUCGGCAACCGUGGAAGUUAGUUCCUCUGAAUAAAACGGUGCACCCAGCCGGCGAUGACACACCUCUUACGAAGUUCUUGAAAAAGGCAAAGCUUAACGACUCUGUACCUGUUUUACAAUCGAUGAAGAGCGGCAGUCUGUCCGAUAGUGAAGAACCAAAGAAAAAUGAUAUCUCGAAAAGUUCGAAACGCAAGAGCUUACCGAGCAAGAGUUUCGUGAAUUUUGAAGAGCCAGCCGCUGAAGUUGAGGCAGUAGAUAAAAAGUCGAAGAAGCGCAAGCUGCAAGAUAUCUCACACGUGGCAUCUUUAGACGACGAGAGCAUGAUUAAUAUCAUAGGGAAAAAGAAGAAGCGAGCGCGUAUUGAGGACUCCAUUGUUGUCGAUGAAGAAGUCGAAGAAAUCAAGGAGUCCGAACAAGUUCAAGAAGGUAAGAAAAAGAAAAAGAAGAAGUCCAAGUUGGCGGAAACGGAAGAGCAAGUCGAAGCUCAGUCACUAGAAGAGCCGGAAAUAAUAGAAGAUGAAAAGGUUAAGAAGAAGAAGAAGAAUAAACUGAAGGUUGAGAUUAAAGAGGAAGUUCCAGAAGUAUUGGAAUCUCUAGAAAGUCAAGACGUAAAACAAAAGAAGAAAAAGAAGAAGUCUCUUGAUGCUGCAGAAACUGAACAGGCGACUGUGGCCGCCGAGACAGUGAAACCCAAGAAGAAGAAAUCUCGCCUUUCCGACGAAAAAGCACAGAAGGUGCAAGAGGUAGCGAUCGAAGAAGUAAAAACAAAAAAGAAAAAGACCCGGCUAUCCGACGAAAAAUCCGAUCAAGAGAAUCGAAGUGGUGAGGUAGCAAAGUCCAGAAAGAAGUCCAAACUAAGUUUAGACAGCGAAUCAGUAGAGAAGGACAAAAAAUCGAAGAAAAAGAAAAAGCACACUACGACCGAAUCGGACGAUGAGGCUCCAGAUGACGUAGGUUUCGACGAGGCCAAGCGCUCGGCCUUGACCGCUAUGCAACAAGCGGCUGACGGCGUGCAAGCUCUUAAAAUGGCCUGUAAGAAGAAGUACCUGGAGCAUACCGAGCGUAUGACCAAGCAGGAGCCUGUCAAGAAAAGCAGUCUUAAACGGUUGUCGGACGACGUGCUAGAAGGCCUGACAGAUGAGCCGGUCAUAAGACAGCCCAACAAACGCCAGAAGCUAUCUAGAAACAAAGAGCGCAGCUGCGUGAUGCCUUCCACAUCGAUGUUCAGUCCAGGCAAACCCGUACCGGUCAAUCUAAAAGUUGACGAGGAUUACAUUGCCCUCAGUGACGCAGGUGGCACCACGCAGUUCGGAGUCGUUAAUCUAGCCAAGGCUAAAAAACCGAAGAUCACGAAGACUAGUAUUGCUGCUAUCAGCUUCAGAGAGAGGAUGCUCGCGAGAAACCAGCGGCAGCCUAUAUCGGCGUAUCACAUGUAUCAAAUGAAACAGAAGGCCAAGUCCGGUCUUUGAGUGGAGAAACGGCAUUUUGAUGGAGGUUUGCUGGAAAAGUUCAAAUAGAUUUGUUCCUCUUUUACUUCUGAGCAAGUCGGUUUGACUUGAAAAACAAUCGAAUAGUUUUAUACUUGAGACGUUUGCGCGAGAAUGAUUGAGAGUUGAGUGGAAUCUUUGGAGAUUGGUGUUAUCAUUAUUUUUUAUAAAAUGAGCCAAGCUACUACCAGUUAAUAACGAGUUUUCUUUUUAAUUUAUUGAUGAUGUAUAUUGAAAGUUUUUCAUUUGUAAUUAACGUGAAGCAUUUUAUACGUGAAGGUGCGAGCAAGUUGUAAGAUUUUACUACUGGCUCAUGAAAGUUUUUCAUACACGUGACCACAGACAGGCUAUACUAAGUAUUUGUUUACUGUCGGUUCUUUUCUGUUCCAUUUUAAUUGUUUUAGGACAAUUCUCAAGGUGCUUAAAACUGUUACGUUAUUACAAUAAAACCGUGCUUUAAAAAUUUGCAUGUAUUUGAUCGAAAAAUUAAAAUUUUUUGAAUGCCUAAUGUCAGAGAUAAUUAAAUCCUAAAGCAUAGAAUUGUUUGGUUUUUUCAAAGAUAAAAAAAAGCAUAAGAAAUGUUUUUUUUUUAAUUCUGUUGUCACAUAACACAUGUUGUCAUAGCGGUAUAUUGUAUAAAUUGAUAUGUAUAAGAAGUCUUAUAAAUAAAACUAGGAAAUAUUCUUAACUUUUUCUUACAAAUGCCAGUGACCAUUGUUCGUUUAGUCUUUAUUUUGGUACGAAAUAUUUUAUUCAACAAACGUACGGAUUUAUCUUAUCCAAGGAGAGAUGGCAUAUCAUUUUACUUUGUUGAACAUGGUUUCACUUCUGUAACAGUGUGGAAGCUGGAACAGAAGAAUGAAUUCAAAGUAUUCUCAUACCAUAAUAGAGGAAUGUUAAGUGUAAAAAGUUAUUCUGUUUUCGGUUAUGAUAACCAUCAGUUAUGUUGCAAAAGCUUGUAUCUCAAGUGACGGUGAAGAAAUAAGCAACGGUGAAACGAUUUUGUAAACCGUUAAUUGUCUGAUGAUGGUUAUAAAUAAGAAGUUGUUUUACAUAUCCCUUUCGAUAAUUAUUAUUAGGACAUAUUUUUCUAUCACUUUAUAGUUUCAAAAGAGUAUGUAAAAUUGUAUACACAGUAAAAGAUAAUAAAUAUUGUAAUAAGAACUAUU